AUGACCAAAUGCGCAAGAAUUCUCGCCAACCGUAUGCGGUUGGCGCGAAAGCUGGCCAUCAAACCUCUGCUAAAUCUUGUGGAACCGGUUGAGCGGUUGCCCGUAUCCCGCGUUUGCGUGGUGGCGCAACCCAUCGUUCGGGUCAAGGUGCUUUCAAAAAUAUGUGUCGAGGAGGACACAUGUUUGCACCUACUAGAGUUUGGAGGCGCUGGCACAAACGUAUCAGUGUUAAACAGCGCAGAUACGCCAUGUGUUCUGCGAUUGCGGCUACCGGUGUUCCGGCCCUCUUUAUAG
This is a messenger RNA of Opisthorchis viverrini, 294 nucleotides long. RefSeq lists its product as hypothetical. The record is from RefSeq and is a predicted model, not a curated record. NCBI's taxonomy places the organism in Eukaryota, Metazoa, Platyhelminthes, Trematoda, Opisthorchiida, Opisthorchiidae. Bases 1 to 294 code for a protein of 97 amino acids. The transcript has a single exon.